Molecule: messenger RNA, 1315 nt
Organism: Macrosteles quadrilineatus (aster leafhopper)
Lineage: Eukaryota; Metazoa; Arthropoda; Insecta; Hemiptera; Cicadellidae
Gene: P5cr-2
Product: pyrroline-5-carboxylate reductase 3
Exons: 7
Coding region: 88-1002 (304 amino acids)
Biological process (GO): L-proline biosynthetic process
Molecular function (GO): pyrroline-5-carboxylate reductase activity
Source: RefSeq, a predicted model, not a curated record
GACCUGAAGAAGACUGUGCUCUUGAACUCUGUGUGGUAUUCUUUUGUUUAGACAUUUUCACACCUUGCUAUUGUUCGAGAUUUGAACAUGAGUGUAACAACUGAGGCAGUGGCAGAAACAGCUGAUCUCAGUGGCAGUGGCGCUGGCAGUCUCAGCUGUGCCAGUGGCAGUGGAGAAUCAACGAUGCUCAAAGUCGGGUUCCUAGGUGGCGGGCGGAUGGCGCAUGCGCUCGCCAAGGGAUUCAUUUCUGCAGGAUUGACUAAGGGGGAGAGCAUCAUAGCCAGCUGUCACCCAGCCGAUGUUGUUCUGGCUGAAGCUUUCAAGAGUCUGGGAAGCACAGUCACUUACAACAACCCUGAGGUGGCUCAGAAAAGUGACGUAAUCAUCAUCUCUACCAAACCCAGCGUAGUUCCCAUGGUGCUGGCGGAGGCCAAGCCUAACAUCACGCCCAAGAAUCUGCUCAUCUCAGUGGCCAUGGGGAUCACGCUCAAGCAGCUUGAGUCGUUACUUCCACCAAAGACCCGAGUGGUCCGUGCGAUGCCCAAUACACCAGCACUGGUCAAGCAGGGAGCGUCCGUGUUUGUGUGUGGCUCAGCAGCCUCCAAGGACGAUGCGGUCCUCACCAAGAAGCUGUUUGAAGCUGUCGGCAUCUGUGAGCAAGUGCCGGAGUAUCUGUUGGAUGCUGUCACAGGGUUAAGCGGCUCCGGACCAGCUUAUAUCUACGUGCUGAUAGAGGCGAUGGCUGAUGGGGCAGUACGCAUGGGUAUUCCCCGGGACCUGGCCUACAGACUGGCUGCCCAGACAGUGGUCGGAGCUGGAAGGAUGGUGCUGGAAACAAAGGAACAUCCCGGAGUGCUUAAAGACAACGUUACCUCACCUGCGGGUUCAACGGCUGCCGCUUUAUACCACUUGGAGAAAUCUGGUUUCCGAUCUGCAGUGAUUGGUGCUCUCGAGGCCGCUACACUCAAGAGUAAAGAAAUUUCAAAGACUAUAGCAAAUUAGUCAAUGGUCAAUAAGUUGUCUGAAAAAACUAGUCCACAAACAUCUGUUUGUUUUAGAAAUACUUUAGGUUAGACACAUUUGGUUUUUAUAGAUACUAAUGUGAUUUUAUACGUUACUAUGUAGAGUCAACUACAUAUAUUUUACAUACUGUGUAUGUGUUGUGAAUUAGAUAAAUUGUUUUUACCUGGCAAUUUGUUUGUAAAACAUACUUAUGUAUUCUAUUUUAACUCUACGGACAAUAAAUAUUAUAUUGCUUUUAUCCAACAAUUUUGUAGAUGUGAACAAUUUAUUUGUAAAUAAAAUAUACUACGUA